Molecule: messenger RNA, 1287 nt
Organism: Lycium ferocissimum
Lineage: Eukaryota; Viridiplantae; Streptophyta; Magnoliopsida; Solanales; Solanaceae
Exons: 2
Coding region: 568-861 (97 amino acids)
Source: RefSeq, a predicted model, not a curated record
AGCUUUCCACAAAUAACAAAAGUAAACGCACUUGUCUUUCUAUUUCACUCACACACACACACACACACACACACUCUUGUCUCCCUUUUUGUUUUCUCUCUCUUUUUUCCAAAUCUAAUCAUAAAAAUUUGAGGGUUUUUGAUUCAUUGCUAUACCAAUCUUUAUAUUAUCUCCAUUUGCCUUCACAUUUAGAGAGGAAAGAGAAAAAAGAAUUCUUGGAGUUUCAAUUGUUUGAUGCUUUAUUUGUUCUUUACAAAGUUGAGAUUUUUAAUGCAUACCCUUAUAGUUUUAUGAGGAUUUGAAGAUCAAGAAUCUGAAAAUUCCCUUCUUUUUUUUUUUGUCAAUUGGGAGCUGAAUUUUUGUUUGUCAAGAAGAUAAUACAUUAAAUCUUGGAAUUUUCUUGCAAAGAUUUGAGCUUUUUGAGGAUUUUGUAGCAAAGAUUUGAGCUUUUUGAGGAUUGUGUUGAAAUGGGGUUAUUGGUUCUGCAAUGGAAUCAUUUGAUUUUGGGGUUCUUUAGGUAAAAUUUAGUAGGAACCUUUGUUGUUGUUGUUGUUGUGUAUUUGGAUAAUGGAUACAAAAAAUAAGAAAGAUUUUAAAGGGGAGAAAAUUCAGUAUGUAGAUAGUGUAGAAGCUCCAAAAUCUGUAUUGAAUGGGGAAAAAGAUGAGGAUGAUGAAUCUAAAGCAUUGUUGUUGCCUUCAAGAAAAGGUGGGUUGUCAAAAAAGACAGUAAAGCCAAAGAGAAAAGUUCAGUGGAAUGAUACAAAUGGGAAUAAACUUACUGAGGUCUUGGAAUUUCAGCCAAGUGAUGCAAGUGACUCGGAUGACGAUGAAUCAGAUUCUUGCAUUUGUAGAAUAAUGUAGUUCUUAUUGAAUGCAUUACCAAGCCAAUUGUCCUUUUGACUUAAUACAGGGUUAAUCAACAUGUUGAAUCUACUGUGAUUCACAUUUUAUGGCAUAUAAUAACAACAGUUUAUUAUAAAGAGAGUCAACUGUUUCUAGUUUUGGUUCAAAUCAUCUGGCACCUCGAGCCAAAUGAAUCGGCCCUUUCCUUGUACACAAUCAGAUAGAGAGAAUGACUUCCUAUGUUGUAUAAUUUAUAUGAGUGCUUCGGGUUUUAGUAGAUAACAUACAGAACCUUCGGGUUUUCUUGUGUUUUUUUUUUUUUUUUUUUCUUAAUUAUAAUGUAUAUGAGUGCUGAGCCUUACAUGGCAAGAAUGGUUUUGUAACAUCUUUCUUCCUCUGUCCACUGUUUUCUUUUUGUAACAAUAAAGAAUUACAACAUGCAUA